This is a messenger RNA of Ceratina calcarata, 1112 nucleotides long. RefSeq names its product F-box only protein 44. Gene Ontology annotation, biological process: SCF-dependent proteasomal ubiquitin-dependent protein catabolic process; glycoprotein catabolic process; ERAD pathway. The transcript has 4 exons. The record is from RefSeq and is a predicted model, not a curated record. Bases 66 to 956 code for a protein of 296 amino acids. Gene Ontology annotation, molecular function: ubiquitin protein ligase activity; protein binding. Lineage: Eukaryota; Metazoa; Arthropoda; Insecta; Hymenoptera; Apidae. Gene Ontology annotation, cellular component: cytoplasm; SCF ubiquitin ligase complex.
GUUUUUUUUCAGAAAAUAGGAUAAUAUAUAUAUAUAUUGUUUAUAUUAAAUAGUUCGUAAAUAACAUGGGACAGCUUCAUAACAGUACUAUGACAACUCGCGUAAUGUUUGAUGAAAAAGGUGAUAACGGAUUAGUUCUUAGCGGGAAAUACUUGCCAGAGGAAUUAUUAGCAGAGAUUCUCUGCCUGGUUGAUUAUAAGUCAUUAUUAAACUGUCAACUAGUGUGUAAACGAUGGAAAAUUUUAAUUCAAACAUACAUUUGGCGUAAAAAGGCAGAAAUUUCUCUCAGACGCUCACUACUUUUCGACAAGGAAGUGUCCUGGGAUGUUUAUUACCUUAUAUGUAAAAAAAAACCUUUCGAAAGGAAUUUGGUGAAGAACCAUUCUGGAAAGUAUGGAAAAAAUAGGCAUUGGAAAAUCGUUACUGAAGGAGGUGAUAAUUGGAAGGUAGAACAUCCUCCACAAGGAGUUCCACCACUGCCACAUGAGCCCGAUGAGGCUCUCUUUGAACAAUUCUGUUUUGUCACUUCUUAUCACAGAUGUACUAAAGUACAAAUAAUAGAUUUGGAAAGUGAAGGAUUAACGCCGUAUGUUCUAGACAAUUUACAGCCACCAAUAGUGGUGAGUGAAUGGUACAGUUGUCGUUGGGAUUGUCCAGCUGUUUAUGAAUGUACAAUUAAGUUAUUAGGUGAAAAUAACAGAACCAUUGAUUUCUUUGAUUUUCGUGACGAUAUCGAAGGGGAAAAGCAAAAUCAAUGGCAUUGCAUGUCGCAUCAGUUUGAAAAUUAUGGGCCGGGACUUAGGCAGAUUUCUUUUUACCAUGGCGGUAUUGAUAAGUUGUUUUGGGCAGGACACUAUGGCAGUAAAAUGGCAGGUGCUUGUGUACGUGUAAAAAUACCUACUGUACAAUUUUCUGACACUGAAGAAGAUCUUAUAGCACCUGAUACAGAUGAAUAAUAUAUUUCCUACAAAGGUUCUACUGGUUUUGAAGACACAAGUAUCCCUUCAACCAUGUCCAAGUGUACAUAAUAAUACAAGUAAUUCUUUUCGCCCAUUGUUAACGUUUUUGGUACUAAAUAUUCAGCUUGAUUUAGUAAAUUCUCUCUUAUGUUA